AUGUCUUCCACCCUUCUUCGCCUGCUUGGCCUCGCUGGCACGGCCCAAGCAGUGUGUUCCAACUUCGUCAUCGACAACUUUUCCAGGCCCGCCGUCGGUGGAAACAACAAACUCAAGUCGUGGACUAGCGACGACUCGUCCAUGGCAGACAUAGCCAUCAAGAGCGGUGUACUUUCUUUUACGCCCAAGACUGACAGCUCCUCAUACUACUAUGAGACUCUCGGCUGCGUCAAGGCCGCCUCCAAGGGUUACAAGGCCUUGUCCCUGACCAUGAAUGGGCCCAAGGACGCUUCCGUCAUGUUGGAAAUUCAAACCAAGGCCUCUUGCACUGACACCAACUACCAGAGCCAAUGGGUUCAGAUCACUGGGCUGACUGGCUCAGCCCAGAACAUCUCCAUUGCACUCUCUUCGUUCACUACCGCUAACCUGGAUGCCGUAUCGGGCUUCGUCUGGUCUACGUACUCCGUCUUCGACAAAUACCAGCUUAGCAAUUUGCAGUUCACUUGCGAUGAUGGGUUGAACCCUCCCGCUUCAACGGCUCUCACCACCUCUCAAUCUGAUUCUACUUCAUCUUCUGUUAUUUCGGCUUCGACCAUUGCCACCCUCUCUUCUAGCACGGCAUCAUCUUUUGCUACAUCGCUCGUCGCCCCGUACGUCUACUUCCUCUUCACGCACAAGCACAAAAACAAGCUCAAGCACCUCGACCUCUCCGACGUCGAUUUCAUCUUCGUCCGCCUCGAAAUCGUCUUCGAGAUCAACUUCCCUAACGUCAUCUUCAGCAGCUCUAUCUUCGGCUACUUCAUCGUCCUCUACAGCUAUGUCGUCCUCGGCCACGUCAAUCUCGGCUACGGCUGUCUCGACAGUUUCCAGGUUAUCUACCAGCAACUCAAUCAUCUCUGGUACCGUCACCGCUCCGUCGUCGCCAUCCUCUUCGACUUGCAGCAACCUCCUGAUUGA
This is a messenger RNA of Colletotrichum karsti, 957 nucleotides long. RefSeq lists its product as uncharacterized. The record is from RefSeq and is a predicted model, not a curated record. The transcript has 2 exons. NCBI's taxonomy places the organism in Eukaryota, Fungi, Ascomycota, Sordariomycetes, Glomerellales, Glomerellaceae. Bases 1 to 957 code for a protein of 318 amino acids.